Messenger RNA from Tetrahymena thermophila SB210, 1797 nucleotides. Its product is annotated as ABC transporter family protein. Lineage: Eukaryota; Ciliophora; Oligohymenophorea; Hymenostomatida; Tetrahymenidae. The record is from RefSeq and is a predicted model, not a curated record. The transcript is spliced from 2 exons. Gene Ontology annotation, cellular component: membrane. Gene Ontology annotation, molecular function: ATP binding; ABC-type transporter activity; ATP hydrolysis activity.
AUGACAGACACAUAAACUAAUAUAAAUUAAAUCUCUCCUAUCUAAAUGUAAGAGAAAGGAAGUGGUCCCGUUGACAUAAGUUUUAAAAACAUCAAAUAUUCUGUACAAGUAGGAAAAACUUAAAGAGAUAUUCUUAAAGAUUUAUCUGGAUUUUGUUAGAGUGGUACUGUAACUGCAAUCUUGGGAGCCAGUGGUGGUGGUAAAACUUCUCUACUUAAUGUUUUAUCAGGUAAAAUAGUGAAUGGAGGAAAAGUUACCUUAACAGGAUAAAUUAUGGCCAACGGACAUGAAUUCAGCAAUGAAUAGUUCAAUAGAUUUAGUGCAUAUGUCAUGCAGGAUGAUAUCUUAGUUAGUUGUCUAACAGUAAGAGAAUGCAUUUAAUUUGCUGCUGACUUAAAAUUAUCUGGCACAGAUGAAUACAAGCUAGAAAAAGUGAAUGAAAUGAUAAGCUUAUUGAAACUCACAAAAUGUUAGAAUGCUCUUAUUGGUAGCAAGCUAAUCAAAGGUGUUUCAGGAGGUGAAAGAAAAAGAGCUAAUAUUGGAUGCGAAUUAAUUACUGAUCCUUCAGUUAUUUUCUUAGACGAACCUACAAGUGGUUUGGAUUCUUUCACAGCUUACAUUGUAAUUAGUAUUUUAAAGGAUUUUGCUAAGUUAAAACAAAAAACUGUCAUUAUGAGUAUUCAUUCACCUAAUACUGAUAUUUGGAAUCUUUUUGAUAAUAUAAAUUUGAUGGUUUAGGGUAAAUUCAUUUACUAAGGACCAAGAGAGUAAAUUAUUUCUCACUUUUCAUAGAUUGGUUUCUAAUGUCCCAAAUACAUUUGCCCUGGAGAUUAUUUAAUGUAAUACAUGACUCAUUCUGAGAGAAAUGAUGCACUAUUACCCUCUUUUUUGGAAGGAUACGAGAUGUAUCUUAAGGAUGAUAUUAACAAUACUAUCGAUAAAAACUUAUUAAAAGACGACAUACCUUUAAAAUCAACAACAACUAGUUUCUUGUUCUAAGUUAGCAAAAUAGCAAAAAGAACAUUCAUAUCUACUAAACGUGAUCCAAUGUUACUCAAAUCUCGUGUCAUAUAAACUAUAAUUAUCUCCUUAUUUAUUGGUUUAGUAUAUCUAAAUUAAAAUAAAAUCACUUAAGACAGUCCUAUCCGUGAUGUUUAAGACAGAAUUAGUUUGCUUUUCUUAUGCACUCUUAAUAUGUUCUUGAAAUCUAUGAGUGGUGUUUUGGUUACUUUCCCUAGUGAACGUGAAGUCUUCUUAAAGGAAUGCAAUUCUAAAUAUUAUACAGCUCAUGCCUAUAUUGUAGGUCGUCUUUUACUUGAAUUUAUCCAAAUUACUAUUUAUCCUAUUAUCAAUACGGUAAUUAUUUAUUUUAUGACUGGAUUAAACUAGUAAGAAGCUUCUCUUUUCUUCUAUUUCUUAUUGGUUUCAAUAGCUCUAAGUUAUUGUGGAAAUGCAUUAGGUUUGUUAUGUGGUAAUCUCUUUACUGAUCCUCGUACAGCUGUUGCAGUACAACCACUUCUCUCAAUUCCUUUUUAUCUUUUCUGCGGGUUUUACAAAAAUAGAUAAGAUUUUGCUUCUUGGAUUGGGUGGAUUCAAUAUUUAUCCCCACUCACAUACUCCACUGAAGGUGUUGUAACAAAUGAAUUUUACGGAAUUACUGGUCCUAUUGACCCUGUAUAAUAAAGUAACUAUAAUUUAGGUAAAUGGAAUUGCUUGGGAUAUAUAGCUUUGCUUUUCGUUGGUUACCAAACUUUAGCAUUCAUAAUCUUUUACAAUAAAAGAAAAGUUUUAUAAUGA